Molecule: messenger RNA, 11148 nt
Organism: Cinara cedri
Lineage: Eukaryota; Metazoa; Arthropoda; Insecta; Hemiptera; Aphididae
Source: the annotation of a GenBank genome assembly
AGUGAUAAGAGAAAGGGGGCUAAAUUUAGACAAAUUAGUAAUUAUUUUAACAGAAAGUGAAUGAAUUACGAGGGGUGAGUGUUAUGGGCGUUCUAGGUAUAUUUUUAACUUGUACCAUCUGCGCCGCCGAUUCAUUUCCGCCAGCAGGUCUCCGAUAAUGUUGUUAAAAGUGGUUUUUUAUUGAUUCCAUUAAUAUGUUUUCUAUCAAAUGUAGUCGUUUAUUAAUCGUCCUCAGCAUUGUUCGAAUUUGUUCAUCAGAAACAGGUAAGUAGUAUGUUUAGUACAUUAUAGUAUCAAGUAAUAGUUUUGUGUUUUAUUUCUUAGCGUCAUUUUAUGGAUCUAGUUAUGUUAACGUUCCUUAUCAAGAUGCCAAAAGCACUACAGAAAUCAGUUUUGCAUUCCGUACAAAACAUUUGGACGCAUUCUUAUUUUUGGCUGCCGGCAAAACAGAUUACUGUUUUGUCUUGUUGGAAGCUGGUAAGCUAAAGGUAAAGAUCAAUCUUGGAGCUGGGGAAUCAGAAAUAUCAUCUCCAAGAGGACUUAGGCUUGAUGAUCUCCACUGGCACCUUGUUAACAUAUCACGUAAAGAGGGCGAUUUGAAUUUGGCAGUUGAUAAAAUACAUAUUGUCAGGUGAAUAUUGUAAAAAAUACUAUUGAUUUUCAUAUUAUUUAUUUUACAUUAACCAUAAGUAUCAAUUUAUUUAAAACAUUUUUAACUUCAUUUGUUUAGAGAAAAAUUGCCAAUUGGGUUUUAUGAGUUGAACAUGUAUGGUGGUCUAUAUAUUGGUGGUCAAGGAGAUUUUUCAGAAUUAUUUUUAGGCCAUACAAAUGGCCUACGUGGAUGUUUACGAGAUAUUCGCUACAACGCAGUCACAGAUGUUUUAAGUAGAGCACGAUGGAGAACAGGUAGAGCUGAUGCGCAUUCAAUAUCAUGGGGUUGUGUAAAUGAAUUUGAUGCGCCAAGAGAAUCAAGUAUAUCAUUUCUUGAAAAUGGUGCUUAUAUGGCUAUACCUAGUGUACUGACAUCAAGAACUAAUGUCAAGUAAUAAUAUCACUUAUUAUAUUUGAUUGAAAAUGUAUUUAUUAAUAUAAUUAUUUAUUAUAAAUACUAUUAUUUCCUUAAGGUGGCAGUUUUCCAUUAAAACUAUAUCUGAAACAGGAUUAAUACUCUAUAAUUCUAAAAAAAGCUCCACGCUAAGUAGAUACAAUGGAAAUGUGGAUUUUGUUGGUGUUGAAUUAGUUGGUGGUAAAAUCCGUGUUGCUCAAAAUUGGGGUUCAGGUGUUACUGAACUAUAUUCCGAUGUCACUAUUAAUGAUGGUGUCUGGCAUUCCAUUAAUGUAGCUAUGGAAGCUGGUGGACUUGAUGUUACUAUUGAUUCACCCAAACAUAAAUAUCAUUUAUCCUUCAAUAACUCAGCUCAGCCAUCAAAACAUUUAGAUCUUUCAACUGUAGUAAGUGAAAUAAUAUUAUAAAUGAUAAUAUUAAUACAUUUAUUUACAAAUUAUAUCUAUUAUAUACCUAGUUGUAUGUUGGUGGUCUUGAAGUAAAUAUGCGAAGUGGUGCAUUAGCAUCUGGUAUGCUAUCAGCAGGAAACAGUUUCAAAGGAUGCAUUCGGGGCAUAUCAAAUGAUGGACGGGCACUAGGUUUACCGGAUGCAUUAGAUACUUCCAAACUUAUAUCUCGGUGUGUAUGGUCGUACCCAUGUACAGAAAAACCUUGCGUUCAUUCACCUGAUAUUGGGUGCUCACAAAUCGGAAUAAAUUCUUUCAAAUGUACUGGAUGCGAGAAUCACAAUGACCCACAAUGUGUUCGUCCAGAAUUUGUUCAAACACACAAUGUAUAAUCUUAAUUAUUUUAUUUCCACAAAAAAAAAAUAUUAUAAAAAUUAAUUUUUUUCAGACAAUGUUAAAGGUGCCAUUACCAAUUUCUAUUGAAGUACUAACUGUAAAUAAUUUAAUAGUAGCUGAAGGAUCUACAGCAACUAUAACUACAUCAAUUAUUAAUUUGAUAUUGGAUUAUAAUCAUUAUGGGAUACGAGAAGCAGCUGUACAAUUUCAUAUUGUUCAACCUUUUGCAAAACAUGGCAAAUUGAAUAUAGAGUCUUCAAAAUUAUCAAUUGGAAAUUCAAUUUCUACAUUUAACAUGCUCAAUAUUUUAAAAAAUGAGGUAAGUGUUUUUAAUAAUAAUUUAUUUUAAAAAUUAAUUAAAUUCUUUUUAUGAUAUUAAGCACAGUAUAUAAUAUAUUUUAUGAUAAAAUAUUUUUUUCAUUAAUUUUUUUUUAAAAUUUUAUAAAUUAUAUUUAAUUAUUUAUUUAUGUGUUUAUUAUAUUUUAACAAAUAAUAAACAUUAAAUUUUCAAUAUGAAAUUAUUAUCUUAGGUUUUCUAUGUUCAUGAUGGAUCUGAAAGUACUCAAGAUUUAAUAACACUUGAUCUUGAAUUUGUCUCUAAUGAAGGAUUAUUAUUACCUGAUUAUUUACAAGGACGACAAAGAUUUGAAUUGCUUGUAAAUAUUACACCAGAAAAUGAUAAUCCUACUGUUCGUAUACCUUCUGAUUACAGUUUACUUUUAGCACAGGUACAAUUCUUACAUUUGUUUAUCAACAAACAUAGUUAAUGCUUGUUUGUAUUGUUUAUCUAAUGCUUUUGAGUUUUUUUUAGUUUAUACUUUGUGAGUUAGCAUGCAGUAGCUACUGAUUUUUUUCGUUAUGAGUUUUUUUUUAUUUAAAUAUGUAAGUAAUUUAAAUCCAUCAUAAAUGUUAAGUUAGUUAAGGUUUUUAAUAUUUUUAGGGCUCGUGGAAAAUGUUGGACAAAGAUAAAAUAGUGAUUAUUGACCGAGAUUCAAGCCCAGAAAGACUUAUUGUUUCUAUAAUAAACAUUACUGGAGGCUAUUUAGAAACAACUGACAAUCCAAAUAUACCAUUGGAAACAUUUUCAGUUGCUCAAAUGGAUCAUGGUUUUAUUGGUUACCGACACACUUCAAAUGACACUGGACAUUUCAGUUUUACUGUACAAGUAAGUUUAAUUAAAUGUGAUUAAAAAAUUAAUACAUUUUUAUACUGACUUGCUUCUUUGUAGGUCUCUGAUGGUGAAAAAGAAAGUGCUAUUACAACAAUUCCUAUUGAUGUUUAUAGUUUAUCAUUGACCCAUGUUCAAAAUACUGGUGCAAUUUUGGCUUACAAAUCAUCUGUUGUUAUUACUCCUUCAAAUUUAACAUUUAUUACAAAUGCUGAUGAUUCAUCACUAGAGUUAACAUUUAAAGUAUGAAUUUAUUUUAUUUUUACUAUUAUUGUACCACCUAUGUAAACUCAUAAUGCAAAUAUGUAAUUUCUUUUGUUUUUCAUUUUUAUAAGAAUGUAUGUGUCUUUUUAUAGAUUGUAAAAUACCCAAAAUUUGGUGUAAUUAAAUUAACCGAUGGCGAACAAGCUCAAGAUAAAAUUAGUUUUUUUAAUAAUCAUCAAUUAGAAAAAAAACUUGUCAGUUAUGUACACAACAGUGAAGGUUCUCCAACAAAAGAUUUCUUUAAAGUAAAUAGCAUAUUAAAUAAUAAAUACUUAUACAUGUUUAAACUAUUUAAUAUGUUUUGUUUAGUUUGAACUAUGGGCUGGAAAAAUAAAAUUAGGAGAUACUUUCAAGUUUGAAUUUAAUUUUGUUGAAGUACAUUUGAUUGUGGAUGUGUUUGGUCCUCUAAAAUGGCAAGCAUCUAGUGAGGCUGUUAUAAAAAGUGAUUCUAUUAAAGUUCAAACCCAUCCAAUACUUUUACAUCCAAGCUCCAUAAUUUUUGAAUUAACUAAAACUUCACACAUGGCUUCAAUAUAUUUAAGGUAUAGUUUUAUUUAUUUGUAUAAACUAAUUUUUUUAAAUAUAAAUAUGUUUUUAGGAAUAAACCUUUAGUUGAUGGUGAAACAUGGACUCAAAAUGAUAUAGAUUCUGGAUUUUUAAUACUAAAACUUCAUCAUGAUACAUAUUCUCCAGCAACAGACAUAUUAGAUAUAAAAAUAAGUGCACCUCGUUGUCAACCUAUAGCAUCUCAAUUAUUGAACUUUGAAUAUUCCCCAAGCUCUUUACUGGCUCAAGCCGUUUCUGCUUUUAUCCAUCCUCUAGAAGUGAUUAUUUAUUUUUAGUAUAUUUUAUUUACUUUCAAAUUUUUAACAAUCAAAUUAAUUACAGGUAACAGAAGGCAGUUCUUCUCCCUUGACCGAUAAACACAUUUCAAUUAAAUGUGUCGGUGUGAAUCAAUUACGUUUUGAAAUUUUAUCUGGUCCAGAUCAUGGAUAUUUACAUUUAUUAAUAAAUAAUAAUACAGUUAAAAAUGUAACUGUAUUUACUGAAGAUGACUUAUAUGACAGUACAUUAUCAUACUCGCAUGAUGGAUCUGAAAAUAAUUAUGACAAUUUUAAAUUUUUGGCCACAUCGAAAAAUGCUAAUUUCCAAGUUAGUUAUUUUUAAUUUGGACUAUAUUUAAUAAUAAUUAAUUAAUGUGUAUUUUUAGUUUGUUGGUCUAGUUAAUAUAUCAAUACAACUAAUCAAUGAUAAUCCACCAAGUUGUGUGACUGAUGAAAAUUUACGUGUAGUCACAGGAGGUGAUAGAACUAUAACUAAUCGCAAUUUACAAUGUCAAGACAAAGAUAUUGAUACACCGGUAGAAUCACUGAUUUUUACCAUAAAUACUAUAUCAAAUGGAAUGAUCUUGAAUACUGUAAAUGAUCCAUUUAGAACUAUCAUGAAAUUCACUCAGGUAUAUAUUACCUAUCAUUAUUAUUAUUGAUUCAUUAAUAUUUACUUUUAGAUUGUAUUGUAAAUCAUAUUACAUUUAAUUAUUUUAGGAAGAAGUGAACAAUGGGAAAUUGAUUUAUCGUGAUGAGUUCUCAUCUGAUACUAAACAAACUCGAAUAGGUGUUGUGGAACUUGGUGUAUUUGACGGAAAGCAUUCUAUUGAUCUUAAACUUCAAGUUGAGUCUUCACCAGCAUUUAUAAAAAUAUUAAAUAAUUCUCAAUUGAUGUUGAGACAAGGAGGAGCAGCUACUAUUACAACUAAUCAUAUUUAUGCUGAUACAAAUUUAAAUAUACACUCUGAUAAAAUUAUGUAAGUACUCAUUUUUUAUUAUAGGAUGUUAUACUCGCAUGUACGUUCUCUAUCUUUCAUAUUCACAACACAACAGAUUUGCAUUAAGCAGGACCAAUUUUGUGCUGUUUAUUUUAUUAUUAGAGUGAAUAAUUAGAAGGUAAGAACAGUAUUUGUGCUUUUACAUCGGUUUUAAAUAUUUUAAUUUCAAGGUAGUUAAUCGUAACCAUUUUUAAAUUUUAACAUUAUACAUACUUAUAUAUCCCUUAAAAAUUGAAAUAUUUAAAAAAUUACGUUGUAAAUACAGAUAAUGUUUUUUAGUUUCAUAAUAGAUAAAUUCACUCUAAUAUAAAAUUUAAAGCACAAAAUCAAUUCUACUAAAUACAAAUUUCUUAUAUUUUAAGAUUGAAACAUAUGCUAGUAUAGCAUCCUUUUAAGAUUCAUUACAGUUGACAAAACUAUCAAAUAAUAAUAUUUUAUUUCAGCUAUCAAGUAGUAGAAGGUCCUGGCCAAGGCGAAAUAGAGCUUGGCACAAAUCUUGAACCUCUAAAAACUACCUUAUUUAGUCAAGCUGAACUUGAAGCUAACCAUGUACGUUACAGACAUAAUGGUGAUGUGGAAAGUGUUCGAGAUAGAGUAUUAUUUCGUGUAUCAGCUGGUAGUACUGUAUUUAGAGAAUUAGAAUUUGAUAUAAGACUUUUACCACAAUAUUAUUGGGAACCCCUCGAAGUGACUAAAAACUCUCCAGUAAUAGUUGAUGAAUCUACUACUAUUGCAAUUACAAAACAGUACCUUGAAGUAAAAAUAAUAAUUAUAUUUAAAAUAACGAAAUACAUUUGAGGAUUUUUUUCACUCUUUUAAUUUAAAUAUAUAUUUAUUUUUAGAUAAAACAAGAUAUGGUUCCAUCUUCGGAUAUUAUGUAUUUGGUAAAAGAACCACCACAUUAUGGAUAUUUAGAAAGAGAAUCAAAUGAUGAAGAACCUGGAAGUUCGGAAAACAAUCAUUUGAUUACAUUUAAUCAAAGUCUUAUAAAUAGUGGCCAUCUUUAUUAUGUACAAUCAACCAUGAAUCAAAGUACUGAUCGAUUAGUUGUAGAUAUUACUAAUGGAGUUGUUUCAUUGUAUGGUCUUGUUGUAAGUUAUAAUUAUUUUAAACUUCAAAAUGUAUGUAUUAUUGAAAUAUAAUUUUUUGUUUUAUAUUAGAUAAGUUUUGUAAUUGUGCCAAAAAAUGUAUAUUUAACCAGUUCUCAGUUAAAUGUAAUCGAAGGAGGAAAUGUAACAUUGAGUGCUAAUACAUUUCCAGUUAUGAGUUCAUAUUAUACCGAUAGGAUAUCUCGAUAUUCAUUGGUUAGUGCUCCAAACCAUGGACGUAUUGUUCGUACUACAGCCGAUACUUUUGACCCAACUAUAGAUUUUUGGAGUCCGAAACAAUUAGCAAGAUCACAAAUAAUGGUUGGUUAAAAUUACACACAAAACAUACAUGUAUUGAAUAUUUUAAAUGAUUGUUUUAAUUUUGUUUGUGUGUAAAUAUUUUAUUAUAGUACGUCCAUGAUGGGUCUGAGAGUACUGACGAUAGUUUUUCAGUUAAAGUAGCCGUUUCUGACGAAAAAGAAAGUGCUCCAGUGGAUGUUGAAGUUAAAGUGAAUCCAGUAAACAAUCAAAAACCAUCAAUUUCCAGAAAUACUGGUAUAAAAGUUUGGAAAGGUGGAAUUGGACUUAUAACGUCUGAUAACUUAAGUGAGUUGAUAAUAUUACCAAAUAUUAGGAAUAACUGUAUCUUUUGUUAACAAAAAAUAAUAUUGCAGCUGUUGAAGAUAAAGACACAGAUGUUUCCAAUUUGACUUUUGUGAUUUCGUCAUCUAAAUGUGGCCAAGUGGUUUUAGAAUCGCAACACGCCGAGAGGUUUACUCAAGCUCAAAUAGAUCAAAAUAUUGUUUUUUUUAAACACUCUGGAGAGAAUUGUGAUGGUGAAUUGGAACUGAUGGCUACUGAUGGUCUUCAUUCAACCGGGCUUAUAUAUUUUAAAAUAACUGCAGAACAGGCUUCGGUUAAACUUUUGGUUAAUAAUCCAUUGCGAGUAUUUCCAAUGCUUGGGCGUCAAUUAACCAUUGAUCAUUUAUUGGCUCAAUGUGAUGAUCCAAAUUAUCAAGUUACUUACAUAAUAAAAAAUGCACCAAUGUAUGGUGUUGUAACUAAAAGUGCUUUGUACGAAUCAAAUCAAAUGGCUGUAACUAAUUUCACACAAAAAAACAUCAAUGAAUCAGCUGUAUGGUAUCAUCAUUUAUCAAAAGAUUUCUCCAGUAAUACUUCAACUGAUAUUUUUACAUUUGAUGUAAUUUGCGAAUUUGCAAAUCCAAUUGUUAACCAAGUAAGUCAAAUAAUUGAAAAUAAAUUAUCGCAAUUUAAUAAUCACAAAAUACAUAUAAUUUGUGGUUUAUAAUAUUUUUUACAGACUUUUAAUCUAGAAAUUACUGUAUCAUCUGGAGGCCUCGAAGAACUUUUAAUUGGUGAUAAAACCAAAGAACUUGUGGUUAAAGAAGGAGAAUCUACAGUUAUCGACUUAAAUACAACUGCAAUUUUGACAUUUCUAAUUAACAGUAUUGGUAUAAGGGCACCAGUUAUCAAAAUUGAACUGAUAAAUGAACCUAAGAAUGGUAAAGUAUGCCUAGAUGAUGAUUGUGAUCGGCGAAUAUUUGCUCAAGGUCACAUGCGACGUAAUCAAGUUAGAUAUGUACACGAUCAUUCAGACACCCUUUCUGAUAGUUUAGAAUUUUCUGUCUAUUUGGAUACUGAUCCUACUAUUGUUCCUUUGUGCAAUGUUACUAUUCCAAUCAGCAUUAUACCCGUAAACGAUCAACCAUUCUUUUUAACACAAGCAUUUCCAAGUUUAAGACUCGUUCAAGGACAAUCUGUAACAUUAACUAGAUCAGAACUGUUAACAGAAGACCCUGAUACACCUCCUGAACAAAUUGUUUAUGAUAUUAUAACAGUACCUGUCUAUGGCAAUCUUUACUUGGCUGGAAUUAAAAAUUCUAUUCGAUUUACUCAAGCCGACAUUGAUGCUGGUGAAGUAGUUUACAAACAUGAUGGACAACUGAAACCUACAUCAUUUUAUUUCCGUGUAUGGGACGGUCAGUUUAAUCCUGUUUAUAAGGUUUUGGAAAUAUACGUCAUACCUGUAACAUUGAAUGUAACUGUAUCAUUCCCUUUGCCAUUACUUCAAGGAACCUACGAAACUGUAGUAAACGAAAAAUUAUUUCAAGUUGAGACAAAUGGUGAUAAAGACUCUGUUGCUUACAAUAUUACAACAAAUCCUAGGCAUGGUGUUGUUUACAUAAAUGGAACAAAAUCAAAAUUAUUCUCGCACAAAGAUUUAAAAGACGGUAGAGUUAUUUAUAGACAAACUGAUUUGACUGCUGCAGCUGAUGCUUUAAGACUAUCUGCCGAAAUGCAUUGUGAAGAAUCGCCUAUAAUUAAGGAUUUGUGGUUAAAUAUCAGUGUUGAACCACUGGUGAAAACAGGGGCAUUUUAUCCUUUAACAGGAUUAAAGUCACAACUUGGAGUCCAAGUUUUGAAUGCUGAAAUGUUAGCAAAAACUACGAAUUCUGAUCCCAAAUACAAAAUUUUAAGAAAACCAAAGUACGGGAAACUAAAAAAAAUUGUUAGAAGGUCAGGAGACAAACAAGUGAUGCGUGAAGUAGAUGUUACAAAAUUCACACACGGUGAAAUAGCGAGUGGAAUAGUUUAUUUUGUUGCUAAAAAGGUACCAGAACCUAUAGAAGACAGUUUUCCAUUUUUAUUAACAGCUAAUGGUGUGCAACCUGCAAUUGGAGAGUUACGAUUUCACGUAUCUGUUGCAGAGCCUCCUUCCACUACAACUCCUCAUUUACCCACUUUUACCACAUUUAAGUAUUCACCUACAUCUGUUAAUAAAAAAUCAGAUAUUGUAGAAAUUGCUAGACCAAAUAUGAGUGAUGACUAUUUGCUAUGUGUUGGAUUUAUUAUGGCUGUAGUAGUAGCAUCUCUUGUCAUCGUAGUACUCGUUCGGUGUCGAUCAAAAAAACGUGCAGAAGAAUUGGACAAAAUGAAUCCUAUGCCAUUACCUUGCCCACCCGAUGAUUUAAUGACAACUUCACCUGGAAUGGAAAAGAAUGAAAAUCAUGGAUGUAAAGUAAUUGCUUUAGGUCCCCCUGAACACACGGAACCAGAGACUGAUUUUAAUAUGAGGUAUCCGUAUGGUGCUGCUGAUGAAGAAUAUAGUAGCAGUGCUGAUGGUACUGAACAAAAUAAUCCAAUGCUUAGGAGAAAUCAGUAUUGGGUUUGAUAUAAGUAGAUAGUGUCAAACUUUAAUUAUAUUAUAGAAGACAAAAAAAAAAAAAAUCUCUAAUACAUUUUAUUAUUAUUAAUAAUUUGUAAAAUUAGCAAUUAAAUUGUAAAUUUAAAUUUAUUUUAUAAUAAUUUAUUUUUAAUUUGGAUUCGAGUCUGGAAAAUAAUAUAUAAUCUUUAACCAAAAGCACCCCAAAUUGUAAUAAAAUUAAGCUUUAAGAACAUUUUUUACUUCAAUAACAACUAACUUAUAUAUAAUUUAACUGACAAAAAUAUAAGAACACAUAAUAUAAUUAAGCUUACACGAAUAUGUUUAAACAAAAUUAAAUUUGCAUAAGAUUAUGGCAUUAAUAACCUAUAGACUAAUUUAAUGACAGUAAUUUUAUUAUAUUUUUUAGAUAAAACUAAUUAGGUAAUUCAAAGGUUAUUUCACUAAAACUUCCUAAAAUGCAUUAUGUGAAUUACGCCUAACAAUGUACAUUUAAAUUUAACUCAUAUUUGUUUUCACAAUUAAUUUAUAAGACAAUUUGAUACCCUUGCCUAAUAGUUGACUGAUCAUAUUAUAAACUAUGUAUAGUUGUUCAAACUAAAAACUGUAUUAGUAUUAAUUUAUUUGUUAUAUUAUAUUUUUAAAAAAUAAUUGUAACAAGAUGUUAUAUUUUUUUUAUUUGUGUAAUCCUGAUUAGUUUGUGUUUAUUAAAAAAAAAAAAAUGUUUUAAAUACCUCAAAUGUAUUUGGUCAUUAAAUUUAUAUUCAAUUUACUUUUUACAAUACAUUUUUUUAAUUAGGAUAAUUUAUACGUUAUACAUACCCAUUCAUUGUUCUCUUUCACAUAAACCAUAAACAUGGGACCAGAAUAUUAAGGCGAGAGAUAAUUUUUGUUGUAUGAUGAUAGAUGUCCCACUUCAAGCAUUGGUACAAUUUUUAGGUUAAUUAGCUGUACACUUUAACUUAUACUGUAACAAUUUUUUUUUUGUAAUAUUGAUAUUAAAUCUUGAGCUUGUAUCCCAAAAUGUAAUUAUUAUAAUAAUAAUACCACUUAAAUGUUGAAAAGCUCAAUUAAUUAUGGUUUAAUUUUCUUAUUGUGUGUAUAUAUACUAUUUUUAGACUAAUAAAAAGUAAUAAACAUAAAUAUUAUAAAUUUCAAGUUGUUUUUUGAUUGUUCUUAGUGACUAAACUCUGAUGUGAAAAGUGCCCAAAAAAUCUGGUGCUCUGAGUAUGACAUGUUCGAAUUCCAUGAAAGAUAAUUUCCCAUCGCCGUCUACAUCUGCUUCUUCGAUAACUUUUUCACACACUUGAACGAUCUCUUCGGCCGAUAGUUGACUACGUGUCAACAAUUUUAAUACUUGUUCCAGAUCAGUUGGUCCGAUAUGAUGGUCGUCGUCAAAAUCUACAAUCAUAGUUUUUGUAUAAGACAUUAUAAUUAUUUUAUUUUAUUUAUUUAAUAUGGGUAUGAUCCAAAGUACAGCAGAACUUAAUAAAUAAACAUGGAGACCAUUAAGCGGAAGUGAAAAACGGAACCAGGUAAUGAGUUAAGGAUUGCAAAAGUGGAAGUAGACCGGUUCGGACGUGGAGGUACUCGAAAGUUGAUGAGGGAAAUGAGCGAUGGUGCGUCCACAGAACCCUCGAUGAGGUUACAGAGGAACUUUAAGUUAUUGACGACUCUUCUAUCGGCCAGCGUAGAUAGACCAGCACGUGGAGAACUGAAGAGUAUUCAUGCAACGGGUGGGGGAUAUUCAGCACAAUAGGAUAGAAAACGU